Molecule: messenger RNA, 381 nt
Organism: Pocillopora meandrina
Lineage: Eukaryota; Metazoa; Cnidaria; Anthozoa; Scleractinia; Pocilloporidae
Source: the annotation of a GenBank genome assembly
AUGAGCCAACAAAAUGCCACAUACUCAUCCUACAGAGGAAUGAACUCUUUCAAGGUGAUUAUUGGUGUUGCACCAAAUGCUGUCAUCACUCAUGUCAGUAAUUUAUAUCCAGGAUCCAUUUCAGACAAGGCUAUUGUUAAGCAGUCUUGUCUGGUAAAUCAUUUCAGUGCUGGUGACAUGAUCCUUGCUGACAAGGGGUUUCUUAUCCAGGAUAUUCUACCCAAUGGUGUCUCUGUUAACAUUCCACCUUUCCUGAACAGUGGAACAUUCACAGAAAGUGAGGCAAAGGCAACCAAGGCUGUAGGCAAAUGCCACAUCCAUGUAGAGAGAGCCAAUGCUAGACUGAAAGACUGUAGAAUUUUAAGCUUUAUUCCAUCUUAG